This is a messenger RNA of Stegastes partitus (bicolor damselfish), 6892 nucleotides long. Its product is annotated as poly [ADP-ribose] polymerase 14-like. Gene Ontology annotation, molecular function: transcription corepressor activity; NAD+ poly-ADP-ribosyltransferase activity. The transcript is spliced from 15 exons. Gene Ontology annotation, cellular component: cytoplasm; nucleus. The record is from RefSeq and is a predicted model, not a curated record. Lineage: Eukaryota; Metazoa; Chordata; Actinopteri; Pomacentridae. Bases 73 to 4914 code for a protein of 1613 amino acids. Gene Ontology annotation, biological process: negative regulation of gene expression; protein poly-ADP-ribosylation.
CACGGCAGCGGCUGGCACCGGACGCGUCCAGCAGUUGUCUCUGCUGUUAAAUCUCUGUAUGUGAUUUAUUAAAUGAGUGCAGUUGUCACCGUGGGGAUGGAGGAUCCUUACCAGUACCCCGUUUUCUUCGAAUGUGCCAACCUGAGCGCAGAGCAAAGGAAGAAGAUAGAAAACUACUUCCAGAUUCGCCGCAAAUCCGGCGGAGGAGAGUGCGGCUCCGUGACUAACGUGGACGAUAAAGUUUGCUGCGUUUCUUUUAAAGACCCAGAAGCUCAGCAAAGAGUCCUGCAAAGAUGCGAGCAUGUGCUGGAGUUUCCAGGUGGUCCUCUGGUUCUGAGGGUCCGAGGCUCCUCUCACAUCUCAGCUGCCUCCGACCUCGCCGCUUCAUCACAGCAGCAGAAACAGGACUCCACUCUUGCCUCAAACCUGCCACCAAGUGGGGAAGAGUAUGAACUGCAGUGUGAUGGUUACCUCCUUCGUUUCCUGAAGGAAUGUCCGAAGGCUGGGAAAGAACUGGAGAAAAAGCUGGCCUCUGUGGCCUGCUCUGCUCAGCUUUACCCAGAGGAAGGCAGGGUUUUAGUCAGGAGGUCAGCUCAGCCUGGUACUGCACAUGGAGACAGUCACUGGAAAGCUGAGGUAGACAGAGUUUUUGAUGACUACCGGUGCCAUUAUGAGAUGGACCCUCGCAAAGCCAAAGUUUUGCUUCAGUCCUGCAGCUCUGGUCAGACCACAGAUGAGGUGAAAGUGUACAGCGAGGUCGGGAUGGCUGUUGUUGUCGGGACACAUUCUCAGGUGAACGCCAGGUUAGCAGAUGUAGAGGGCUCCAAAGGGAAACACAGAGGAUCGAGUUUCAGCGAGCAGCAAACCACCGUCCGUCGACUAGGUGAGGCCAAACUCCGCCUCCUGUGGAAAGAGAUUCAGGGCAGUUUGGGACAAAAUUUGCCAGAAGUGAAGGUCACACAGGGAGAUGCAGGUCAGCUGGUUUUGACAGGUUCUGUGCAGGAGAUUGUUAAGGCUGGAGAGCUGAUAUGUGAAGAGGAGAACUUGGUGUUACAGAGAACAGUAUCUGACAAGAGCCCACAUUUUUUGGCUUUCCUGAGGAAGGUUCAUGGGGGUCCAGGGGUGCUCCGGGACUUUUUAGGGGUUGGUAACGAGGUAGAAGUAGAGUUGCGAGACACAGAGCUUAAUUUCUUCGCCUUCUCUGAUGCUAAACUGGAUUACGCAGAGAAACAAUUACAAGAAGAGUUCAAGGAUGUCAGGUUUUAUGUUCCUAACUACUCUGUUGUGCCACCAGAGCUUCAGGAAAUGCUUAAGUCCAAGACAAAUGAGAUGAACCAAGGACAGCGUAGGGCUCAGGUUGUGUUCGGCUCAGACAGCGUGGUGUUCUUACUCGGCCACACGAAACAGGUUGAAGAGCUGAGCGAUACUGUCACACAGUUUAUUUUGGACCAGGCAAGCAUAGAAGGAAAAGUCAUUCUUCCUUUCCCAGAGUUAGUACAGCACUUGACAGAAUUGCUUCAGCUGCAUAACUUUGCUCAUUCAGGGGUUACUCUCUAUCCUUUGACAUCUUCCUCUGGGCCCAUAGUGGCACUGGAAGGUCCAGCAAACAAAGUGACUGAGGUCAGGAACAGGCUGGGUCCACUUCUGGACUCCCUUGUUCAGCGCAGAGUCACCAUUGAUCUUCCAGCAGCAGUCAGGUAUUUUGAAAGCCCCUCUGGAAGAGACAGCAUCUUAAGUAUGGCUCAGUCUAAAAAGUGUCUCAUGUGGCUUGAGAGGCAGCCUCAUGCUAGUAGACAGAAUUUAGGAUUUGCAAAAUACAGCCUUCAGGACGGGCUCCAGGUGCUGGUGUGUGAAGGGGACAUCACCAAACAAUACGCCGAUGCCCUGGUGAACGCUGCCAAUGAGGAUCUGGACCACCGUGGAGGCAUCGCUGCUGCACUGAGUAAAGCAGGUGGGUCUCAGGUGCAGAAGGAGAGCAAAGCCAUAGUCAAGCAGAGUGGAAAAAUCUUGACGGGGGAGGUUGUAGUGACCACCGGAGGCAACCUAAAAUGUAAGAAACUCCUCCAUGCCGUUGGGCCUAUAGGUGGAAAAGUAGGUGGCAAAGAGAGGGAGUUACUGGAAAAAACUGUGCAGACGGCUUUGAAUUUAGCAGAAAUGAUGGAGUUCCAGUCCAUAGCUAUUCCUUGUAUCAGCUCAGGUGCGUUCGGUGUUCCUGUCACUGUGUGCUCUGAGGCUAUCGUAACUGCUGUCAGGAAGUUUGGUAGUCAGGGAGGGCGAAGUCUGAGCAAGAUAAUCCUGAUUGAUAACAGAGGAGAGGUGGUGAGGGCCAUGAAGGAAGCAUGUGACAGGCUUCUCCAAGGGGUGAGUAGCAGAAGCAGCACCGCACCGGAUGUGGAGCUCCAGAGGGAUGCUGCUGACCAAGACUCAGCAACAGGAGCCACAGCAGGAGCCACAGCCAGAGCUCGUGGAGGCAGCGUCCAGGUAGAGAUCGUUCAGGGAACCAUCGAGACCCAGCAGGUGGAUGCCGUGGUGUCUCCAAUGGUUGGCCAUAAUCCUCUGUCUACCCGUGUUGGUAACACUUUAUCCGAUAUGGUUGGACCUCAGCUGACUGUAGAGUUUAAUAAGGAAGCAGGAGGAGCAACACUGCCUGGUGGCACAGUCCUGGUGGAGAACUUGCCUGUCCUUAAAUCUAAAGCAGUGUUCUUCCUCAACCAAGUCCACUGGGAUAAAAACCAACAUGGAACUGCAGUCCAGGCACUGAGGCAGGGAAUGAAAAAAAUUCUAGCUUCCUGUGCCAGCAGAGGUUUUCGUUCAGUUGCUCUUCCUGUGCUUGGGACCGGUGUUGCCCUGGGUUUUCCUCACAACAUGGCCGCCAGGGUUCUUCUGGAGGAGGUUGCUGUAUUUGAACAGAACCGAGACGACACCUCACCUUUCCUGGUCCGUUUCGUUACUCUCCCCACAGACAAAGAAUCUAGCAAGGCCUUGGAGUCUGCACAGGAAACUGUGCAUCUCAGAGGAUUCACAAAUAAUGCUAACCCAAGUCAAGCACCCUUCUACAGGCACGUCUCCGUAACCAAUGAUGAGGUCACUGCCACACUGGGCGGAGUCAAGCUUCAGAUGAUCUGUGGUGACAUCAUAAAAGAGGGCACUGAUGUCAUGGUCAACACACUGGACUUCUCCAAAAAACCGUCUGGUGUCUGUGAAGCCAUUCUGAAUGCAGCAGGCCCCGCUGUCCAAGCAGAGUUAGCACAAAAGGGCAUUCCAGAAAACUUCAUGUGCACCACAGGACCCGGGAGGCUUGGCUGCAGGGAAAUCAUCCAUGCUAGCUUUAAGGGCGACCCGCAGAGGAUCCGCAAGAUCUGCAAAAAGAUACUGAAGCAGUGUGAGAAGAAAGGCUGUCAGUCAGUGGCCUUUCCAGCCAUCAAUACUGGAGCGGCUGGUAUGGAUCCUAGUAAAGCCUGUAAAGCCAUGCUGGACGGCAUGUCCUCAGCUAUUCACAACUUGGAACCAAUGUCUCUCUCACUCAUCCGCAUUGUCAUCCUGAAGCUGCCAGUCUUCCAGGCCUUCAGAUCAGAGCUGCAGAGUCACAUUGGACAAGACGCCCCAGGCCGUGGCAGCCUGAUAGAAAGAGCUAAGCGAAGGCUCAAGAAGUGGCACGACAAGAAGUCAAGAACCUCUGCAACCUCUGCAGCGCUGCAUGGUUCAUCCCUCACCUUUUCAAAGCCCCAGCCAGCUGUGAUAAAUAUAAUUAGCUGUGGCCCAGACAUCAUCGAUACCAUCAAAAGAGAUUUGGAGGGGCUCCUGCAGAGGCAGCUGGUAGAGAGAGACGUGCAAGUGCAGCAUUUGUUCAGGCUUGAUGCCAUGGAGCUGGACGCAGUGCAGGCAAAAGUCAAAGUCUUAGGAAUGAGCCUGGAGCCCAGGCUGAAUGACAGCAGAGCUGGAAAUGCAGCCAGAUCUCAAGCGGGGGGUCGGUCAGGACAAGAGGUCUACGUGCUGAAAGGCCUAAAUGAAGACGUUUUGAGUGUAAUUGACCUGAUAAAUGGCGUAAUCCAAAGAGUGCUUUAUGAAGACCUCCAAGAGAAAGAAGAAGCAAUGUUGGCUCUCACUGUCCAGUGGUCAAUUAAGGAUGGAAAUGGACACUGGCAGGAGCUGAACCUCCAUGAGAACUAUGUGUUGGAGGAGGCUCGCAUAGGGAAACAAGUGUUUGCUGAGAUUGCGACACCAGACGGCAUAAAGGUGAAAGUAAACCUGACGACAAAAGAAGCCACCGACUGUCUGACAGGUAUCACGUACAGCAUGAACAGGAGCCAGUCUGAUGCAGCCUUGCAGCUGCCAGCACACUGGGAACCUAUGCAGGAAGAAGUCUUUAAAAAGGUCGAGCUGCAGGCUAACUCAGCGGAAUACCAGGAUGUAGCCCAGUGUUUCUUCCGAACGGCCAAAUACAACAUCAGCAAAAUUGAGCGUGUGCAGAACCUCUACCUGUGGCAUGCCUACAGUGUGUGUAGGCAGCGUAUACUUACCAAGAACAGUGCGGCAGAGCUCGGUGAGAAGUCUCUCUACCAUGGCACGUCAGCAGAGUCGUGCACCUGCAUUGAGAGGGACAGAUUUGACAGGAGCUUUGCAGGAGCUCAUGCUGCCAUGUACGGUAAGGGAGUUUACUUCGCUGUGGAAGCCAACUAUUCGGCCGGUAGGUUUUCUCCAGCAGACACCUCGGGCCUGAGGCGUCUGUAUGUGGCUCGUGUCCUGACCGGCCGUUACACAGUCGGUACUUCCGCCAUGAAAGCCACCCCUCCUCGAGGCUCGGACCCCACCAACUGCUUCGACAGUUUGGUGGACAACCAGCAGCAGCCCUCCAUGUUCGUGAUCUUCCACGAUGACCAGGCCUACCCAGAAUACCUCAUCACCUUCAGCUGAGGAAGCUCAGUGCUGCACGGUUGGCGUUACAAGGAUCCUUUUUACACCCUACACAUAUAGUGAUCAGUUAGCCUUAGGUUUCUAUUUUGAGUUAAAGCUGCAACUGUUUUUCGUGAUCUUACCUUGACGAGUGUUCAUUUCUCAGCAACAGAGAGGCACUUUGUAGCAGGGCUGCACAAUUACGUGACUAUUCAUUUUGAUGAUCGUGGUCAACGUUUAUGAUGCAUGCUGUCCUCAGGGAAAACGCUGCUGCAUAUCAACAACAACAGAAGCACUUCCGAGGGAGUGAUUGUGAUGCUUUGGCUCUACUUUUUUGCAGCCUGUGCAUAAAUUUCCAGGAGUUUUUGCCCAUAGUCCAGAGUAGCAGAGCAACAGACGAAGAGAUCCUCCAAAUGGAUCUUCAUAUGUUGCUUGCAAGUAUUUCAGAUUUCGAGGAAUGAUGUCAAGUAAUGACGACUAACUUAGAAAGCCUGACUUCACUGAAAGCUCGCCUGGAGGAGCCCCGGCCCCUUUACCUCACCGAGUCCUCAUCCAGCUCAGAUAUCCAUAACAGUGGUGCCUUAUGUUGUGUUACUGUAUUGCACAAGCCAAAAUGGAAGCACUGUAUUGUUUCUGCAUGCAGUAUAGUUAGUUCUUUUUGCUGCUUAAUACAAAACAAAAUGUUUCUCCUACUCCAUAGCUACAAGAGAAGUCUGUCUGCUGGAACAUGGUUUACUUGUAUUUAAGGGUUCUUGGAUAAACUGAGUUUUUGUUUAGGUUUUUUUCUUCUUCUUCUUCUUUUUUAAUGCAUCGGGCUGCACAUAGGCAUAGUGAAGGGGGCAAGGAGCAGGAGACGAACACGGAAAAGGAGAAUUUUUUUUGUAAAAGAAAAAGUCGUAAGGCUGCACUAUUUGGUGAAUAUUUAUCUUGAUCAGAAUUUUGACUUCACCGAUGAGUGAGGAGUUUUCAGUACAGUUUUUUUUUCUAUUUUGCCUCCAGGAGAUGCGCUGAAUUCUAAUUUGUUCGACCAUUUUUGAUGUGCUUUGCAGAUACUCGCCUACAAAACACCAUUACAUUAGCAGCAAUCCAGCACAUGGACAUGUAAAAGUGCAAUGAAAAUAUGUUGCUUCUAAAAUCCAUUAAUAAUUGUAAUAAAUAAGAAUGACUUACAUUUUUAUCAAAAUAAAUGUGAUAAUCACUUUGACCAUGAACCUGCAGCCCUGCUCUAUACUGGACAAAAACAAGUCGAUGUGUGAAAAGGACGUCCUCUCAGCUGAACAUGUGUGGCACUCUGGUGUUCAGCGGACUUUCAGCAAAGCAUGGAGUGAAUUGGAACAUGAAGCAAUGUUAGAAGGAUGAAGUUUGCCACAGAAGCUCCUUGAAAUUACACUUUACUUGUUUGGAAGUCCUGUUUUUUUUAUUUUAUUUUUCUGAUUUCCACACAUCUUGUGAUGAAAAUGAAAUUCUAUUUUAUCUUCUAAAUGUAAAGUUGGUGUAAUGUGAGUCUGUUUCAGCUGUAUGCAACAACUCUGACUAAAGACUGCUCUCUGUGGCUCCCAUCACUUCCUUCAUUGGAAAUUUCAACUAAAAUUAUUGAGAUAUUUGGCACAGCAGCUCAUUUUAUUUAUACAUCAGCCAUUUAAUUACCAAACUUUGAAAUGAUUACAUGAAGUAUUAACUAUAGAGCUGGUGCACAAAUAUCAACACUGCAUGCAAAAGCAGGACAUGCCUCAGUUAUGCUUUUGUCUGCAUUAACCAAAGAAAAGAGUUAAACCAGCUGUCCUAUGGGAAUUCAUUUCUUAAAAGUGGUCACACUUUGCCAAUAAUUUUUUAAGCUCUCUCCCUAAGUGAAUCGAUUUCUUAAAGAAAACCAAAACACAGGAUCAACAGGAGUGUUUGUGUUUUUGUAACGGUGCCAUAAAUGUUCAUGAUAAAUGACUUUAAAAAGUAAUUCAAGGAACCUGUUCUACUUCAAUAAAUGCAUAGUUACAAGCUAAAA